This is a messenger RNA of Penicillium cataractarum, 2589 nucleotides long. Its product is annotated as chloride channel protein. NCBI's taxonomy places the organism in Eukaryota, Fungi, Ascomycota, Eurotiomycetes, Eurotiales, Aspergillaceae. Gene Ontology annotation, biological process: transmembrane transport; chloride transport. The transcript is spliced from 6 exons. Bases 1 to 2589 code for a protein of 862 amino acids. Gene Ontology annotation, molecular function: voltage-gated chloride channel activity. The record is from RefSeq and is a predicted model, not a curated record. Gene Ontology annotation, cellular component: membrane; Golgi apparatus; early endosome.
AUGUCAAUGACCGGUCAGAGCUCGGGCAGCGAUGAUCAACCGUACGCGACACAUCCAGCUAUCCCGGAACAGGAAUCUGAGAACCCACGACUUCAAGACACUGGUCAAGGCGCAGAGGGAUUUGAGCCUAUUUCUUUCAAGCGAAAACAAAAACGCCAAUCCCGUUUCAGCCUAUCUAGCCUUUUCUCGAAUACCGCCGGCGGUUCGAACACUCGGCUUGGCUUCUCGAGACCUCACGGCGGACUAAAUGGUGAUGCAUCGCCAAUAGAGCCCUAUGGGGCAGCUGGACUGAACGGCGAUCCGAACUCUAAAGAUGGUGGUCCCCUGGACUGGUAUGUGGAAGGGCCCGGGCGCCGCGUUGGCUACGACGAUUUUACUGCAAUCGAUUGGAUUUACGAAUACACGAAGGAACGUCAACGGAAAAGGCUACUAUACUCCAGUGGUCAGGGUGUUCUGGGCUAUGUGCGCAGAGUUGUAGAAGCCAGCAAUGUCUGGUUUGUCCUUAUUGCAACCGGUAUCGCAGUGGGAAUCCUUGCUGCGGCUAUCGACAUCGCGACGGAUUGGUUGGGAGAUUUGAAAACUGGAUACUGCAAAAGCGGCAGUGGAGGUGGAAAGUUCUAUCUCAAUCGAAGCUUCUGCUGCUGGGGUUUAGAUGAUUAUACCAAAUGCAUGGACUGGACACCAUGGGGGAAUGCACUAGGGGCAUCGUCAACCGGAGGCCGGUACGCCAUCGAGUACAUAUUUUACAUCGUAUUUUCGGUUGUGUUUGCUCUAUGCGCCUGCCUCUUGGUACGAAGAUUUGCAAUUUAUGCCAGGCACAGUGGAAUUCCUGAGAUCAAAACAAUACUUGGAGGAACUGUUAUUCGUCACUUCAUGGGGCCGUGGACGCUGACUAUCAAGUCGCUUGGGCUGUGCCUUGCAGUUUCAUCCGGUCUUUGGCUCGGCAAGGAGGGUCCGCUAGUGCAUGUUGCAUGCUGUUGCGCCAACAUCAUGAUGAAACCCUUCGACAGCCUCAAUGGCAAUGAGGCGAGGAAACGUGAGGUCCUUUCUGCCGCUGCUGCGGCAGGUAUCUCUGUUGCCUUCGGUGCCCCCAUUGGAGGCGUUCUAUUUAGCUUGGAGCAACUGUCCUAUUAUUUUCCAGAUAAGACAAUGUGGCAGAGCUUUGUCUGCGCCAUGGUUGCUGCCGUAACUUUGCAAGCAUUGAAUCCGUUCCGUACAGGGAAUAUUGUGCUCUAUCAGGUCACCUAUACUCGAGGGUGGCACCGCUUUGAGGUCAUUCCCUUCAUCAUCCUUGGCAUUGUCGGCGGCCUCUUUGGAGCAUUCCUCAUUCGUCUAAACAUUAAGAUUACCCGGUGGCGACGAUCUCGGUCAUCUUCUCGGCCCAUUAUUGAGGUCGCCAUUAUUGCGCUCUUGACGGCGCUGAUCAACUUUCCAAAUCAUUUCAUGAGAGCUCAAAACUCAGAGCUCGUUCAGGCACUUUUUGCUGAGUGCAGCAGUGAAACAUAUGAUCGAUUCAGCCUUUGCGUAACCGGGUCUAAAGCUUUCGGUGUAGUUGCAAUUCUUUUGCUCGCCGCCACCCUCGCCUUCUUCCUCGCUUCAGUGACCUUUGGUCUCGAUAUCCCAGCCGGUAUUAUCCUGCCUUCAGUUGCCAUUGGCGCUCUAUAUGGUCGUGCUCUAGGAAUACUGGUGCGAAUGUGGCAAGAAGCCUACCCAAAAGCAUUCCUUUUCGCAAAAUGUGAACCCGACAUUCCGUGUGUCACGCCUGGCUUAUACGCGAUCAUUGGCGCCGCCUCCGCCCUAGGUGGUGCGACGCGGAUGACCCUUUCCAUUGUCGUCAUUAUGUUCGAAUUGACGGGCGCGUUAACCUAUGUCAUCCCGAUCAUGAUCGCCGUAAUGUUGUCCAAAUGGUGUGGUGAUAUCUUCGGAAAGCGAGGCAUCUACGAAUCAUGGAUUCAGCUCAAUGAAUACCCAUUCCUCGACCACCGCGACGAUACUACCCCUCCAGACGUCUAUGCUCGACGAGUCAUGACAGUUGUCGACGAUCUCUCUGUCAUCACCGCAACCGGCCACACCAUUGGCUCACUUCGAAGCCUCGUUGCUAAUACCACCUAUCGUGGGUUUCCCGUCAUCUCCGAAACCUCCACCCCCAUCCUCCUUGGAUACAUCACACGCAACGAGCUCUCCUUUGCUUUGAAACAUUCCACUUCUCCGGCCAACCGUAACCUCUCGGAAGAGACCCAAGUCUUCUUUAUCCACCAGCCAUUUGCAGACCCCGUGGAGACGUUGGAUCUUCGACCUUGGAUGGACCAAACACCCAUCACCCUCAACAGCAAUAUCAGUUUCUUGAUCGUGCUACGAAUGUUCCAGCGACUUGGUCUACGUUAUGUCCUGUUCGCUAACAAAGGAAUAUUACAAGGCCUGCUAACCAAAAAAGAUGUUUGGUCAGUGCUCAACGGUGUUGAGUUCCGUCGACAGGAAGCACUACGAGGCGACGAGUUUCAGGACACUCACGGGGCUGAAGAAGUCGGUCUACUCCAGGGUGAUGAGCGAAGUAGUCUCGGCGAUUCACUCAGACGAGACUCACUAUGA